AUGAAUUAUCCAGAUGGUCGGUUCUGCCGUGCGCCGUGGCUCGCCGCGUACAUCGUACUAGUCGUCAGCGUGCUACUGAAUCUGCUAAGCACUGCGUACUUUUCCAGUGUCGACUUGUGCGACAUGUACCCGCACUUUUCUUUCCCUGAAGUGUUCGUCGAGGAAAUCGCAAUGCACCAGACGCUGCUGCCACUUGUCCGUGUACACGUGUCUACGCUGCAUCUAUUGGGCGCUUCGGUUGUUGCCGUUGUUGCUCUACAAUGGCAAGUGCUAUCGCGAGGCUGGCUGCUUUUUAUCGAAUUCGUUUCGGGUCCGUGGUUGUUUUAUCCACUUUUUGAAACCGUUUUCGCCUUGCUACCAUUUACAGCCCCCGAGCCAGACGUGCCGGAGCUGGUAUCAGAAGAUGAGGGUUCAGGAGGAAUUGACGAAGAUGGAGAAGAUGAGAUCGUUGGAGAGAUCUCGCCAUGUCCUGUAGAUGUCGAGGCGUGCAAUAAAGCAGUGGCCAAGCUCGUGCAGGUGAAGCUCCAGUAUGCCAACCAGACUAUCCUGCGACCUGAUGAUUGGCUCGUGUUCGACCCCGUGCAAGAAAAGUUAGUGCUGCAGAAACACGCGACGAGUGUGAAGGACGCGCCUUCGUCUUCUACUUAUUCAACGUCGAAGCACAGUUAUAGCAAUGGCAGUCAGGUUGACCGUGCUCGUGAGCAGGCUUGUUGGAGACAGUGA
Molecule: messenger RNA, 723 nt
Organism: Peronospora matthiolae
Lineage: Eukaryota; Oomycota; Peronosporomycetes; Peronosporales; Peronosporaceae
Source: the annotation of a GenBank genome assembly